AUGAUUAUUAUUAUUUUAUUUUAUUAUUAUUUUAUUAUUCUUAAUUUUAUUUUUAUACAUGUACUUCAUUGCACACAGAUUGACAGUGAUAAAUCCGGUUACAUCGAUGCUAGGGAACUAGGUAAAGCCCUGGAAGCAGUCGGCAUCCGACUUCCGGGAUACGAAGUGAGGCAGUUGGUAUCGUCCAGUGAUUCGGGCGUGAGAGAUGGCAAGAUUGACAUUGAAGAGUUUAAGAAUCUUUACACGGAGCUGAAGAUGAAGUUUGACAUGAAGGACAAGUGGAAGCAGUUCAUAGUGACCAGGGACAACGUGAAGACCAUCCCUCAGGCCUCCACCACCAGCACGGCCACCCACUCCGUCACGGAUGAGGAAUGCGUCGCCUACUCUAAUUUCAUAAAUGGAAACUUUUCCGACGAUCCGGACUGCAGGAAGUACCUGCCAAUCAAUCCCAAUACGGACGACCUCUACCAAAAGAUCAACGAUGGCAUUCUGCUCUGCAAAAUGAUUAACUUCUCCCAGCCUGAUACAAUCAUAGAGACGGCCAUAAACAAGCACCAGGAGCUGACAGUCUAUCAGAAACUCGAAAACCAGAUGCUGGUAUUGAGGUCAGCCCAGGCCAUAGGCUGUAGCAUCAUCAACAUUGGUCCUGAAGAUCUAUGCGCUGGUAGACACCAUCUGGUUCUUGGACUUAUCUGGCAGAUAAUUAGAAUCGGCCUGUUAGCGGAUAUCAACCUGCAGACCAACCCGCACUUAGUCGCCCUUCUUCUAGAAGGUGAGUCCCUGGAAGAUUUCAUGAAGUUGUCCCCUGAAGAAAUCCUGAUCAGAUGGGUGAACUACCAUCUUGCGAGAUCCGGUUGUGGUAGAAAGAUCCACAACUUCACCACGGAUAUCAAGGACUCCAUAGCUUACAUCCACCUCUUGAACCAAAUUGCGCCUGAAGAUGCUGGCGUUACUAUUGCUCCUGAGAGGGAAUCCAACUUAGAAGCCAGAGCUGAAAAAAUGCUGAACGAAGCGGACAAAAUAAAUUGCAGGGCUUUCAUCUCCGCCAAGGAUGUCGUCAGAGGAUUCUACAGAUUGAACCUGGCAUUCGUGGCCAACCUCUUCAAUAAGCACCCCAAACUGGAGCCUGUCGAGAUGGUCAUCCCGGAAAUAGUCGAGACCAGGGAGGAAAAAACAUACAGAAAUUGGAUGAACAGUCUUGGAGUCAAUCCAUUCGUCUAUCACUUCUACUCCGACCUAUCCGACGGGCUGAUCCUGCUGCAACUUUUCGACAUCAUCAAACACGAGUGCGUUAACUGGGAUAAAGUUGUGAAAGAAUUCAAAUCUAACCGGGCCAUGAUGGAGAAAAUUGGUAAUUGCAAUUAUGCCGUAGAACUUGGCAAGGAAUGCAAGUUCACCUUAGUGGGAAUAAGUGGUAAGAAUAUACACGAUGGAGAUAAAACUCACGUGUUAGCGUUGGUCUGGCAGAUGAUGAGGGUGUACACGUUGAGCAUCCUGUCGCACAUCAAGCAGAGCAAGGAGGGGGCCAACAUCGAUAAAGAGAUUGUGGCUUGGGCCAACGAAAAGCUGAAAGAAGCUGGAAAGAGCAGAUCCAUAACGGGUUUCAAUGACAAAAACCUGACCACCGGAAAAGCGGUUAUCGAUUUGGUGGACGCCAUAUCUCCAGGCUCUAUCAAUUAUAGCCAUGUUAAAGAUGCUGACACGGAUGAGGAAAAACUAGAGAACGCAAAAUAUGGAAUCUGUGUUGCCAGGAGAAACGGGGCCAGAAUUUACGCCUUGCCAGAGGAUAUCGUUGAGGUGAAGCCAAAAAUGGUAAUGACCAUUUUCGCCUGUCUCAUGAUUUUGGAUCUGGAGAAGAGAGGAAAGCAGUAG
Helobdella robusta is the source of this 1872-nucleotide messenger RNA. RefSeq lists its product as hypothetical. Gene Ontology annotation, cellular component: actin filament; actin filament bundle; cytoplasm. The record is from RefSeq and is a predicted model, not a curated record. Lineage: Eukaryota; Metazoa; Annelida; Clitellata; Rhynchobdellida; Glossiphoniidae. The coding region runs from base 1 to 1872 and encodes 623 amino acids. Gene Ontology annotation, biological process: actin filament network formation; actin filament bundle assembly. The transcript is spliced from 12 exons. Gene Ontology annotation, molecular function: calcium ion binding; actin filament binding.